AUGCCAGGGCGGGUCGCCCCGGGCACCGCCGAGGUCGGCCGCUGUUAUGAAGAGGUCGAGGAUUUGCACCGGGUAAACACACGAGCCCUCUCCCCGAGAAUACAAAGCAUCCGAGCCGCGAUAACUGUCGGUGAAGUGCUUCGCAUGGGGAGAAUGUCGGGCCACUCUUUGAAUGGUGGCUGGUCGUCCUGGAGUUCCUGGUCUCAGUGUAGCAGAGACUGCAGUCGGGGCAUCCGGAGCAGAAAGAGAACGUGCAGUAACCCCGAGCCUCGGUAUGGAGGUCAGACCUGCCUGGGAGCAGCGCAGGAGUAUCAGGAGUGCAACAUCAACCCGUGCCCAGUCGACGGCAGUUGGUCAUGCUGGUCUUCGUGGUCCAAGUGCUCGGUGACAUGCGGCGGGGGACACUACAUGAGGACCCGGACCUGCAGCAACCCCCCGCCGGCUUAUGGAGGGGACAUCUGCCUGGGCCUCCACACCGAGGAGGCACUAUGCAACACGCAGGCUUGCCCAGAGAGCUGGUCCAGCUGGUCGGAGUGGUCCCACUGUGACUCCAGCGGCUCGCAGCUGCGCGUGCGCCACUGCGAUGUCCUCUUCCCCACCGGAAACCAGUGCACGGGAAACAACAGCGAGACCAGGCCCUGCUCCCCCGACUCUAAUUUCAUACCAGAAGUCUCAAUUGCACGCUCCAGUCAGGAGGAAAGGCGCUGUGGAGAUUUCAACCUUUUCCACAUGAUCGCUGUGGGGCUAAGCAGCUCCAUUCUGGGCUGCCUGGUGACCCUGCUGGUGUACUCGUACUGCCAGCGCUACCAGCAGCAGUCCCACGACGCCACCGUCAUCCACCCCAUCUCUGCCGCCCCCCUCAACACCAGCAUCACCAACCACAUCAACAAACUGGACAAAUAUGACACAGUGGAAGCCAUCAAGUGUCUGUCAGAAACAUCCAUCAGCGGCAAUUGCAACAUCAUCAACCGCACUGCCCCGAGGGACUCCCGUCACACUCUCAGCCACCACAGACUGGAGCUGAGCACAUCUGCUUUCAACAAAAACAAUCUGCUUCUGGAGGAAAGAAAUAAGUACUUCAACCCCCAGCUUGCCGGGAAAACCUAUACCAAUGCAUACUUCACCGACCUCAACACCUAUGAUGACUAUUGA
Menidia menidia (Atlantic silverside) is the source of this 1152-nucleotide messenger RNA. Lineage: Eukaryota; Metazoa; Chordata; Actinopteri; Atheriniformes; Atherinopsidae. The record is from the annotation of a GenBank genome assembly.